Helobdella robusta is the source of this 333-nucleotide messenger RNA. RefSeq lists its product as hypothetical. Lineage: Eukaryota; Metazoa; Annelida; Clitellata; Rhynchobdellida; Glossiphoniidae. The record is from RefSeq and is a predicted model, not a curated record. Gene Ontology annotation, molecular function: RNA polymerase II cis-regulatory region sequence-specific DNA binding; DNA-binding transcription factor activity, RNA polymerase II-specific. Gene Ontology annotation, biological process: regulation of transcription by RNA polymerase II. The transcript has 3 exons. The annotation marks the transcript as partial. Gene Ontology annotation, cellular component: nucleus.
GAAAGAACAUUUGAAUGCAAGCAGUGUGGAAAGUCUUUUAAAAGAUCUUCAACGUUAUCAACACAUAUGCUCAUUCAUUCUGACUCAAGACCCUAUCCUUGUCAGUAUUGCGGGAAGAAAUUCCACCAGAAGUCAGACAUGAAGAAACACACAUACACGCAUACAGGUGAGAAACCGUACGUGUGUCAUCACUGCGGUAAAAGUUUCAGUCAGUCGUCGAACUUGAUCACCCACAGUCGUAAGCACUCCGGCUACAAACCUUUCGCUUGCCAACUCUGUUCCAGAACUUUCCAACGCAAAGUCGACAUGCGUCGUCACGCCGAAAGUCAACAU